Molecule: messenger RNA, 536 nt
Organism: Hibiscus syriacus
Lineage: Eukaryota; Viridiplantae; Streptophyta; Magnoliopsida; Malvales; Malvaceae
Product: probable calcium-binding protein CML15
Exons: 1
Coding region: 54-536 (160 amino acids)
Molecular function (GO): calcium ion binding; enzyme regulator activity
Source: RefSeq, a predicted model, not a curated record
UUAACAUCAAUUUCUUUUUGCCCUUACUGUGCACAUGUUUCGAUUUGCUGAAAAUGGCGGCAAUAGGAGAAGAUGAACUGGGUCAAUUAUGGGAGAUUUUCGCGAGGUUCGACAUGGAUUCCGAUGGCAGCUUGACGAUGCUAGAGUUGGCGGCGCUGCUAAGAGCGAUCGGGCUAAAGCCAUCGGGCGAUCAAAUCCAUGUUUUGUUAGAUAGAAUAGACUCCAACCGCAACGGUGCGGUGGAGUUCGAUGAAUUAGCCAGUAUAUUGCCCGAACUCACCGAGGAUAUAUUGAACAACCAAGAGCGGUUGACGGAGGUGUUUCAGAUGUUUGAUCGGGAUGGCAAUGGAUACAUCACCGCGGCGGAGCUGGCGGGUUGCAUGGCCAAAUUGGGUCAUCCGUUGACGUAUUCGGAGUUAACCGAUAUUAUUAGAAAAGCAGAUUUCGAUGGGGAUGGUGUGAUCAGCUUCAGCGAAUUCUCGGCUGCAAUGGGAAAAUCAACCCUCGAAUUUCUAGGCAUUACGUUGGCAUCAUGA